AGCAGCUGCUUUUGACAAAGGAAACACUCAGAUGUGGACACAAGAGAUUCAGUGCAGAGGAAAUGAGUCUCAGAUUCACCUCUGUCCAACAUCACAAUCACAUGAAAACAACUGUUCUCAUGACAAUGAUGUUGGACUGGUGUGUGCAGAAAUAAUACAUGUGCGGCUGGUUAAUGGAAACAGUCCCUGCAGUGGGACAGUGGAGAUUCUUCAUAGAGGUCAGUGGGGAACAGUGUGUGAUGAUGGUUGGGAUUUGGCUGAUGCUGCAGUGGUGUGUAGAGAGCUGGACUGCGGAGAACCUGUAGAUGCUCUGAGUGAUGCUCAGGUUGGACUCGAAUCAGGACCGAUCUGGAUGAAUAAUGCAGUGUGUACUGGAUCUGAGUCCACACUGAAAAAGUGUGGAUCUGUCAUAUGGGGUUUUCAAGGUGUGUGUCAGAGCAAGAGUGCAGGACUCAUCUGCUCAGGCAUCAGGCUGGUUGGUGAUUCUCGCUGCUCUGGGAGGUUGGAGAUACUUCAUGAUCAGACGUGGAUGUCAGUGUGCGACACUGCCUUUGACCAGCAGGAUGCAGAGGUUGUGUGUAGAGAGCUGGACUGUGGGGCUCCUGUACAGGUGCUGGGAGCAGCUGCUUUUGGCAAAGGAGACGCUCAGAUGCGGACACAAGAGAUUCAGUGCAGAGGAAAUGAGUCACAGAUUCAUCUCUGUCCAACAUCACCGCCACACAAAUACAACUGUUCACAUGAUAAUAAUGUUGGAUUGGUGUGUGCAGACAGUGUGAAUGUGAGGUUGGUUGGUGGUCACAGUCGCUGUGCUGGUAGAGUGGAGGUUCUUCAUAGAGGUCAGUGGGGAACAGUGUGUGACGCUGCUUGGGAUAUGACUGAAGCUGCAGUGGUGUGUAGAGAGCUGCACUGUGGAGAACCUGUAGAUGCUGUGGGUGAUGCUUAUUUUGGACCAGGAUCAGGACCAAUCUGGACAAAUCAUAUGAUAUGUACUGGAUCAGAGACUACACUGAAGAACUGUGGAUCAUUUCUGUUGUAUGAUUAUGACUGUAAUCAUGAUACAGAUGCUGGGGUCAUCUGCUCAGGAGUCAGACUGGUUGGAGGUUCUCGCUGCUCUGGGAGGUUAGAGAUACUUCAUGAUCAGACAUGGAAGUAA
Messenger RNA from Cyprinus carpio (common carp), 1153 nucleotides. RefSeq names its product antigen WC1.1-like. The coding region runs from base 32 to 1153 and encodes 373 amino acids. Gene Ontology annotation, cellular component: membrane. The transcript is spliced from 6 exons. Lineage: Eukaryota; Metazoa; Chordata; Actinopteri; Cypriniformes; Cyprinidae. The record is from RefSeq and is a predicted model, not a curated record.